CUGAACCAGACCAUGGAGAUGCAAUCUGUCAACAAAAUGUUGCACUAAACAUCCGUACAUGUGUAUCCGAAUACAGCGACAAUGUUGAUCCAAUUAUGUCCAACAAAAAGCGUCAAGGUGAUGCAAAUCGCAAGCAAUUAUCACAUCAAGCAGAAGAGCCACUCUCGCCACAAUGCUCUAGUAUUGGUUUUGGACAAAAAGAGGUUGAUGAAUGCACACAAAAUUCAAUUGAUCAUAGAAUAAGAAGAAAAACAAAGAACCAACAAGGAGUACUCAAAGAGAACCGGAUCAUGGCACAGAAAAUUGCUCAGGAUAAAGCUAUGGGCCAUAAUAAUUCAAAAUUUACACAACCUCGUCCAAUUAAGGAUGGAACCACAGUGAUACUUAAGACAGCAAGCCGUCCAAAUAAGGCAAUUGUGGCCUAUGCAACCAUUCUGAGCUCUAGUCCAAAAGAAAGUGUUGGUGGAGUUGAGAUAGGAAAACAAUUCUACAAAGUCCGAAUCAACCAUCCUGUUUUACAAGAUGAGCCUUUGGUUAGGCCCAUGCCUGGCUACGACAAAAUUGGUGAUGCCCAUGCAAAAGGAGUAGCAAUUGCUUGGCCUUGGCUUUGUGUUCAAAUGAUCAAUGGAUGAAUUUGUAGAUUUGGAUGCGCAUGAGACAUGACCAAGAAACAUGAAUUCCAAGAAUAUUUCUUAUUUGUAGUUACAUUUCAUUUCCACCUUUACAGACUUGUACUAUCUACCACUUGCUACAUUUAUUCCCUAGAAUCAUAUCAUUGUGUAAAUAUAUAAUUGUAUUUUGUGAACAAGUACUAUGUUUUUACCUUCCUCCAAUCAAUGCAAGUGAUUACUCGAAGUUGUGAUUUU
Zea mays is the source of this 866-nucleotide messenger RNA. RefSeq lists its product as uncharacterized. The transcript has 7 exons. Lineage: Eukaryota; Viridiplantae; Streptophyta; Magnoliopsida; Poales; Poaceae. The record is from RefSeq and is a predicted model, not a curated record. The coding region runs from base 96 to 632 and encodes 178 amino acids.